Molecule: messenger RNA, 1770 nt
Organism: Rotaria sp. Silwood2
Lineage: Eukaryota; Metazoa; Rotifera; Eurotatoria; Philodinida; Philodinidae
Source: the annotation of a GenBank genome assembly
AUGACAAUAACGAUAAAAAACAAAAUUACUGAAUAUUUACAUUCAGUUGAUCCUGUUACAAAACGUUGUCGACCAUUCGGCAUAACAUUGGAUAAAGUUACAGUGUUAAAAAGGUCGAUGCAGGUGACAAUUGUGAUAGUGAUGAUCGACGGACAGUUACCAUCUCUUUAUCUUCAAUCUCCAUUAUGUCAAACAGAGUUAACGGGGGAAGACUUAGGGAGUAAUUGUGUUCGAGUACUAGAAUCAUUUGGUUUGAAAAGAACAGCAUUAAAAGAACAAUUAACUGGUUGUGCCGUCGAUGGUGCUUAUAUUAAUUUGAAAAUCGAAAAACAUCUAUGUCGAAAACUAGGAAUGCGAGAAAAAUGGCUAACAGUAUCAUGGGAUAGCGUGCAUUUACUUGAAUUAGCAAUAAAUGAUGCAAAGAAACAAAGUAAAUUUUCCUGGUUACAAAGGUUCAUUAAAACAUGUGGUACCCUCAUGAAAAAAUAUUCAUAUGGAAAGCAAUAUGAGCAUCUACUGGGAGCAGACGAAUUAUUCGAAGAACAAAUACUACAGCCAAAACAAUUUCAUGUUACCCGUUUUGUUCAAUCCGAACUUCGUGUAUACGAAACAGUAUUAAGAGAUUGGACAACUCUGUAUUAUUUACAGGAACAAGAUUGUGUAAUGAACUCAUUAGCAGGUGGAGAUGUAAGUGCAAGAACAAGACGAAAUAUUCAUGCAGAAUACGAAGCACGUGAUAGAGAUAAUUUUAGUUACAAAAUUUCAAAAUAUUGUCACCUUUUGAAUACACACUUUUAUUUUAUUACAUUAGAAUGUGAAGAAGAGGAAUCAGUUGACUCACUCGGACCAACAAUCGAUGACGAUUGUGAUAUACAAGAAGAAGACGACGAAGAAACACGAGUUCGAGUGAUGCCAUCGGCAAAAUAUAUUGAACAAUAUUAUCAAGAUCUAUUGAAAUGUGAAUUCAAACAAUGUCCAAUCAUUAGACGGUCUGGUGAUUAUGAUAUAGAAGAUCCAACUACACAUACAAGAAAAAAAUUGAUCGAAUUAUGUCAACAAUUAGUUGAAACAAUUGCAACACGGUUUCGAGAGAUACCAUCUAUUUUUAUAUUAAUGAAAUAUUGUUUAGACGCUUCACGUUUAUACGACCAAGUGAUAUCAACAGGUAAACAAACAAUGAUUGAUUAUGGUAGAGUUGAAUUACAAGGACUUAUUCAUUAUACGCUGUUGAACUCAGAACAUACACAGAUAGAUGGAAAUGCUAUACAGGAUCAAUACUCCGAAUGGAAGCGACGAGUUUUACGUGAAAUUAAAGACAAGGAAACCAUGGACAUUUUGACAACAAAUGGAAAAUUGAUCACAUCAAAAGAGAUGAAAACAUUUUAUACAAGUAGAGAUUUAUCCGACGCUAUCAUCGACUUUCUCUAUUUUCAUUCAUUAAUGGUACUCAAAAUUAGAACCGAAGCGAUAUGUGAAACAGCAGCGUCAAUUUUAAAAGGACAUAUACAUGGCAAUCGUUCGUUAAAUCAUGAUCCUUUAGAUAGCGAAGUAAUGCUCCAUUGGAAUGCUCCCCCUUUACAUCUUGCUGAUUCAUUUAUCAAACAUUCACUGAAUGACAACUUUAGCAGCCAGAAGGAAAAAAAUUGGUUAUUUUCCAAAAAAAGCGACCAAUAUCAAAUAUGGAAACUUAUAUCACCUGACUCAAUUGUGCUAAAUCGCUUGAGAAAAAAACAAGUACCAAGAUUACCAGAGUUAAUCGAUGAUCAAUAG